Amorphotheca resinae ATCC 22711 is the source of this 391-nucleotide messenger RNA. RefSeq lists its product as hypothetical. The transcript is spliced from 3 exons. The record is from RefSeq and is a predicted model, not a curated record. NCBI's taxonomy places the organism in Eukaryota, Fungi, Ascomycota, Leotiomycetes, Helotiales, Amorphothecaceae. Bases 91 to 324 code for a protein of 77 amino acids.
CUACAACUGUGUAGGAGAGAACGAAAUCAAACAAUCCAUUCUCGAUAAUUCCUGUAAGCAGAAAAUAGUCAGUCAUCACGAGUUACAGAUAUGUCAAGUCAAGUAAAGGACAAGAAUGGAAAGGACAUCAAUGAAGGGGAUAGGGUAUUCACCAGAAUUAGAGGCGGGAAGCACGAGGGAGAGGUCGAAGAAAUAGUCACGACGCAGGAGGAGGCUGAGAAGGAGAAUGUCAAAAACCCUCCAAAAGUGGUCUUCCGCGAUCAACGCGGUCGCAAGGUUGCCCACAACCCCGAAACGCUCGAAAAUUUGAGUGCACAGGGAUGAUCAAACUUUAUUACAACUCCUGGACAGCUCAUCUGUAGCUAGCAAUCUUUCCAAAUGUAUCAGCCGU